Erinaceus europaeus (western European hedgehog) is the source of this 1716-nucleotide messenger RNA. Its product is annotated as ADP-ribosyl cyclase/cyclic ADP-ribose hydrolase 1-like. Gene Ontology annotation, molecular function: phosphorus-oxygen lyase activity; NAD+ nucleosidase activity. The coding region runs from base 42 to 803 and encodes 253 amino acids. The record is from RefSeq and is a predicted model, not a curated record. The transcript has 4 exons. Gene Ontology annotation, biological process: positive regulation of B cell proliferation. Gene Ontology annotation, cellular component: plasma membrane. Lineage: Eukaryota; Metazoa; Chordata; Mammalia; Eulipotyphla; Erinaceidae.
CCAGCACCCAGGAAGACCAGAUCACUUGCUGCGCUGCUGCUAUGGGCGUUAAAGCCUUGGCUCUCCACUUUGUUUUGCUCUUUAUCUGCGGGGGGUUCAGAGGCUUGCAGUGUUUCUUUCUGCAGACUAUCUUGAAGAGAUGCCAGUCCUAUGAUGCAUCUGAGAAUCCUGAGCUCAGGAACAGAGACUGCUCAAAGAUAGUGGAGGCCUUCAAGGGGGCUUUUGUUUCCAAGGACCCCUGUGGGAUCACUGAACGGGACUAUGCACCUCUGCUGCAGCUCACGGACCAAAAUGUCCCCAAUGGCAAGGCUCUUCUCUGGAGCAACACAAAGGGGGAGAAACAACAGUAUUCCCAGAAGAAAGGCCUGUUGACUCUGGAGAACAUGCUGCUGGGGCACCUGGCGGACGGCCUCACCUGGUGUGGAGAAAAAGGCUCUCCCGAAAUCGAUACUACAUCUUGUCCAGAUAGGAACAGCUGCAAGGGAAAUCCCGUCUCUGUGUCCUGGGAUACGGCCUCCAAGUGGGUGAGCACCUGCAGGAGAAGAAAUGCUAGAACUGUGGAGAACAAAGAGCGUCAGAGGUCAUGUCACCAGAGGUUGGUGUGGGAUCGCGCGUUCAGGAAGAAGAGGGGAGAAUUCUGGCCUGAGACAGUGUUGGCAGGUUGUCACUUGUGGUUGGGGACAUCCUUGGCACCUGCAGGGACUCUGACGGUGGAUUCUCCACUGUUACGCGUUCUUAGGUUUUGUCUUCCAGGAAGCUCUGCUUUGAUUCAGUCCUCUGAUGCCGCCAGUAGGCAGUCGUAGGGUCCUGAACAGGAUGAAUAACCCACACCUCUGACCACUUCCGUGUGCCAGGCACCGUCUUGGGCUGCUCUCGGGGACCAGCCCCUGGACUGGGUGCCAUGGGUGUCUCACCACCUCACAGCUGACACAGGGAGAGGCAGGGGCAUCAGCUCUCCCCUGAAAGCACAGCGAGUAACCGGCAGGUCUGGGGCUCCCCCCUCACUGUCCUCGGAACUGGGAGCCCCAAGGGAAGCUUCCUGGGACUCCCCUGAGUCCUGCUGAGCCCACACAGGUGUGGAGACACCUUCUCCCAGCAGCCCAGAGCCUCUCUCUUGCUGCCAAUCGAGCCCUUGGCCCUGGUGCCCUGACUCCCCUCCUCACUUCCUGGCUCCCCAGUGACAUGAGCUGGGGACACACUGAGCGGCCUUCCUUGGUGGGGCUCUGGCUGCCGUGUGUGGGGUCAGCGCUGGCCCCUGUCGCCAUCUGCCGAGGGACACUCACUCUGUGGUGGCAGUGGGCUCCUGCCCCCUGUUCCUCAGCCUGUGGAGAGAGAGAGGAGCCCGCUGGGUGCUCACAGUUGUGGGUCUCAUUGUUGAGGGUGUCCUAGCACAGCAGAUGGAGGCUGGUCCUUGGGGAGCACUCAGGCCCCUGAGCAGCCCCUCUCCUGCCCCAGCCUCCUCUGAGUGUCCUCCACCCCUGCUUCCUCAGCGCUGGGCCUGUCUGCAGCUGCCUCAGUAAUCCCCGCUCACUCCCCAGCACAUGGAAUGCCAGGAGGUGGCAUCAGGGGGUGUGGGGUGUCGUCACAGCUCAGGAAGAGGACCCCAGACAGUCUAGGACCCUGGGUGGGGGCCUGGGGCACCUUGCACUCCUCUGUCUCACUCAGUUCCUUCCUCCCAGUGCAGUGUUUGCUGCAUGAGGAGCUCAAACUCCUGUC